GAUCCGUGAAACACAAUCACAAUUACAAUCACAAUCACAAUCACAAUCAGAGCUUCAAAGUUUUUCUCUCCCGUUUUUUCUUUCGAUCGAUCACAAUUCAAAAUUAGGGUUUUGUUGUUGCCGUUUUCUCUGUUUUAAUUGAAAUAAAACUACAUCAAUGGAAUCUUCAUCAUCAUCCGCUGCAUCAUCAUCAUCCGCUGCAUCAUCGAAGAAGGUGAUCUUGAAAUCAUCUGACCACGAGGAAUUCAUCGUCGACGAGAAUGUUGCACUACAAUGUCAGACAAUCAAGCACAUGAUCGAAGAUGAUUGCGCUAACAACGUGAUCCCUGUGCCGAAUGUGACGAGUGCAAUCCUGGUGAAAGUGAUUGAAUACUGUAAGAAGCAUGUUGACGCUUCUACUGCUACUGCUACUGCUACUGCUACUGCUGGUGGUGGUAAUGAUGAACUCAAGAAGUGGGAUGCUAAGUUUGCUGAUGUUGACCAAAAUACCCUUUUCGACUUGAUCUUGGCUGCUAACUACCUGGAUAUCAAGAGUCUACUGGACUUAACCUGCCAAACUGUAGCCGAUAUGAUCAAAGGCAGGACCCCUGAGGAGAUUAGGAAGAUCUUUCAUAUCAAGAACGACUUCACCGAAGAAGAGGAGGCCGCGAUUAGGAAGGAAAACCAGUGGGCCUUUGAAUGAUCGCUCCAACUUCAUUAUAUUGCAUUUGCAGCCGCCAUUAAUUCACUACACCAUUAAUGUUGUUACUUGUUAGUAGUUAUUAAUUCAACUUGUUUAAUUGAUUUUCGUUUUUACAUUGGAAUUAUUUUGUGAUUUUUUGUUUUGUUACUAUUCCUAUUGUUGGUACAAUGUUCAGCUCGCUAUAAUAGGAAUUCUGAUUUUUAAUCAUCAA
Molecule: messenger RNA, 893 nt
Organism: Spinacia oleracea (spinach)
Lineage: Eukaryota; Viridiplantae; Streptophyta; Magnoliopsida; Caryophyllales; Amaranthaceae
Product: SKP1-like protein 1A
Exons: 1
Coding region: 158-682 (174 amino acids)
Biological process (GO): ubiquitin-dependent protein catabolic process
Source: RefSeq, a predicted model, not a curated record